Messenger RNA from Amyelois transitella, 783 nucleotides. RefSeq names its product DNA-binding protein Ets97D-like. Gene Ontology annotation, molecular function: DNA-binding transcription factor activity, RNA polymerase II-specific; sequence-specific DNA binding. The transcript is spliced from 2 exons. The coding region runs from base 1 to 354 and encodes 117 amino acids. Lineage: Eukaryota; Metazoa; Arthropoda; Insecta; Lepidoptera; Pyralidae. The record is from RefSeq and is a predicted model, not a curated record. Gene Ontology annotation, biological process: regulation of transcription by RNA polymerase II; cell differentiation. Gene Ontology annotation, cellular component: nucleus.
AUGCCGUGUGGUUCCCAUCUCUUUCCCGCGGAUGUCGUAAAUGGUGACUGGCGAGCCGCCGCUCCCUCCGAGACCGCUGACCGGCCCGCAGGCGCGGAGGGCGAGUUCAAGCUGCUGGAGCCGGAGCGCGUGGCGCGGCUGUGGGGCGCGCGCAAGCACAAGCCGGCCAUGAACUACGAGAAGCUGUCGCGCGCGCUGCGCUACUACUACGACGGGGACAUGAUCGCCAAGGUGGCCGGCAAGCGAUUCGUGUACAAGUUCGUUUGCGACCUACGACAACUUAUCGGCUACGACGCCGGGGAGCUCGCCGAGCUCGUAAAGGGCGUCCACGACGGCGGGGCGUGCGAGGAAUAGCUGGCUUCUACGACAACACGCCGCAGAGGAGAACGGGGCCGCUCUCCGUGUGGUUAAAGGCGAUUGAGGGUACUUCAAUUCAGCGCUACGAAAGUAUACUUCAAAUGGGUUGUCGUGAUGCGAUGGCUGGUCAUGAAACUGAUGUAAUACUUUUCAGUUGAAAGAAGAUAAAUUGUUAGAUACGUGCUUGUAUGAAGAGAGUUAUGAAUGUGGAUGAAGCGAAGGAAGUGUGCAGAGAUCGUGGCAAGUGGGAAGAUGUGGUCUCUGUCUACCCCUCCGGGAAAAAGUUAUAAUUUCUUCUUCUUAAGCCUUUUUUAAGUAUCUUGAGGCAGGGCUUUGACCCGACGGCAUACCAUUACCGAAUGCGGGGUAGACAGAGCCAACAGUCUUGAAAAGACUGAAAGGCCACGUUCAGCUAUUUGGCUUAGA